AUGUGCUCGGGCUAGAGAUGGGCUUUGUCCGACUCCUUAUCCUCGUUGUUCUUUCACCGACCUCGUUCCAUCAUCCACGGCCACAACAACCUAUCGCCCAUAGCACGCGGCGCCGUGCAUGCCAUACUGCACUAGACCACAAGCGAAGCGGAGGAGCUGAAGCCGGCACCAAGCUCGCGGCGUGAUGGCGAUGGCACCUUCGUCCACCGCCACCUGCGCCACAUCCCUCCACUUUCCCCACCCGUCUCCGCCCUGGAGUAUCAGCAGUGGCGUCGGCCACGUCCAGUUCUCCCGCCGGCGCUGUCGCGGGCUGCAGAGGCGGGGAUGCGGUGAGGCACAGCGCGCGGCGCUGGGGGGAUUGCUGGGCGGCAUGUUCGGCGGCGGCGGCGGUGACGACGGGGAGGUAGCGAGGAGGAGGUACAACGACAACGUCGCGCUAGUUAACAAGCUGGAGCCCGAGGUCUCCGCGCUCUCGGACGCUGACCUCCGCGCCCGCACCUCCGUGCUGCAGGAGCGCGCGCGCGCCGGGGAAUCACUCGACUCCCUCCUCCCCGAAGCAUUUGCUGUUGUGAGGGAGGCUUCCAAUAGAGUUCUUGGUCUUCGCCCCUUUGAUGUACAGCUGAUUGGUGGGAUGGUUCUGCAUAAGGGGGAGAUUGCAGAAAUGAAGACUGGGGAGGGGAAGACACUCGUGGCUAUCCUGCCAGCGUACUUAAAUGCAUUAAGUGGGAAAGGAGUCCAUGUUGUCACCGUAAAUGAUUAUCUUGCCAGACGUGACUGUGAGUGGGUUGGUCAAGUUCCCCGCUUUUUGGGGCUGCAGGUUGGACUAAUUCAACAGAACAUGACACCGGAGCAAAGGAGGGAAAAUUACUUGUGCGAUAUUACCUAUGUCACAAAUAGUGAGCUUGGAUUUGAUUAUCUAAGAGAUAACCUUGCGAUGACUGUGGAUGAGCUUGUCUUGAGGAACUUCAAUUACUGUGUGAUAGAUGAAGUUGAUUCAAUCCUUAUUGAUGAAGCACGGACACCUCUUAUAAUAUCAGGCCUCGCUGAAAAGCCAAGUGACCGGUAUUACAAAGCAGCAAAAAUAGCUGAAGCUUUUGAACGAGAUAUUCAUUACAGUGUUGAUGAAAAGCAAAGAAAUGUUCUACUAACAGAACAAGGCUACGCUGACGCUGAAGAAAUACUGGACAUAGAUGAUUUAUAUGAUCCUCGUGAACAGUGGGCUUCAUAUGUUUUAAAUGCAAUCAAAGCCAAGGAGCUCUUCCUUAGAGAUGUGAAUUAUAUUGUUCGUAGCAAGGAAGUGCUUAUUGUGGAUGAGUUCACAGGUCGAGUAAUGGCAGGCAGAAGAUGGAGUGAUGGACUCCACCAAGCAAUUGAGGCAAAAGAAGGUGUGCAAAUACAGAAUGAAACCAUAACCCUCGCAUCUAUAAGUUACCAGAACUUCUUUCUUCAGUUUCCAAAACUCUGUGGCAUGACUGGAACUGCAGCUACAGAAAAACAGGAGUUCGAGAGCAUAUACAAACUAAAAGUUACAGUUGUUCCAACGAAUAAGUCUAUGAUACGGAAGGACGAUUCAGAUGUUGUUUUCAGAACGACAAGUGGAAAAUGGCGUGCUGCUGUUGUGGAGAUAUCAAGAAUGAAUAAAGCUUCCCGUCCUGUGCUUGUUGGUACAACUAGUGUUGAGCAAAGUGAAACUUUGUCUGAACAACUACGUGAAGCGGGGAUUCCUCACGAGGUCCUUAAUGCUAAACCAGAGAAUGUGGAGAGGGAGGCAGAGAUUGUAGCUCAGAGUGGACGCCUUGGUGCAGUGACAAUUGCCACCAACAUGGCAGGACGUGGCACUGAUAUUAUCCUUGGAGGCAAUGCAGAAUUCAUGGCCAGGCUGAAGUUGCGUGAGGUGCUUAUGCCAAGAAUUGUCAAUCCAGUUGAUGGUGUCAUUGUGUCCAAAAAGCAGCUUCCACCAAGAAAAACAUGGAAGACAAAUGAAAGCUUGUUCCCUUGUGAACUUUCAGAAGACACACUAUCAUGUGUCAAGGAUGCAGUUGACGUGGCUGUCAAAGAAUGGGGAGAAAAGUCAUUACCUGAGCUAGAAGCUGAAGAGCGUCUCUCCUACUCAUGUGAAAAGGGACCGACACGUGAUGAAGUAAUUGCAACUCUGAGAACCGCAUUCAUGAAGAUAGUAGAUGAAUUUAAGAUUUACACAGAGGAGGAAAAGAAGAAGGUCAUUGCGACAGGUGGGCUUCAUGUGGUAGGAACUGAACGACAUGAAUCCCGCAGAAUUGACAAUCAACUUCGUGGUCGAAGUGGCAGGCAAGGGGAUCCGGGAAGCUCUCGCUUCUUUCUUAGUCUUGAGGAUAAUAUCUUCCGAAUCUUCGGAGGUGACCGGAUACAGGGUCUGAUGCAAGCUUUCAGAGUUGAAGAUCUUCCUAUUGAAUCAAAGAUGCUAACAAGGGCCCUAGAUGAAGCUCAACGGAAAGUUGAGAACUACUUUUUUGAUAUCAGGAAGCAGCUAUUUGAGUAUGAUGAGGUAUUAAAUAGCCAGCGGGAUCGGGUAUAUGCAGAAAGAAGACGUGCCCUCACAUCUGGUAGCCUGGAGUCACUUAUUGUGGAGUAUGCUGAAUUAACAAUGGACGACAUAUUAGAGCUUCUUGGACCAUGGAUCUGCAGAAGAAAGAUACAGGGAUCAGGAUUUUCUUUCAUGCAUAGGCCAGCGGCUACCGAUGAAUGCCAAGAUCAAGUCAACUGGAAAAAUCAGCACUUGUACGGGGCGUCUGUCUGUAGAUGCCGCCGAGAGCAGAGGAGUGCGGACGUUUGGCCUAGGGUUCCACACCACCGCGGGAGAGAGGCAAACAUAGGGCCUGGUACCCCAAGGGAAAGUUGGGAUCUUGGCAAGCUGAUAGCUAAAGUUCAACAGUAUUGUUACCUAUUAAAUGACUUGGCACCAGAACUGUUGGAGAGUAAAUGCUCAAGCUACGAGGAUUUACAGGAGUACCUUCGAACCCGAGGGCGUGAAGCAUACUUCCAAAAAGCUGAAAUUGUGGAGAAGCAAGCUCCAGGUUUGAUGAAGGAAGCCGAGCGAUUCCUAAUCCUAAGCAAUAUUGAUAAGCUCUGGAAAGAACACUUGCAAGCUUUAAAGUUUGUGCAACAAGCUGUUGGGUUAAGGGGCUAUGCUCAACGAGACCCCCUUAUCGAAUAUAAACUUGAGGGAUAUAAUCUUUUCUUGGAUAUGAUGGCUCAAAUCCGGAGAAAUGUUAUUUAUUCAGUAUAUCAGUUCCAACCUGUGAUGAAGAAGCAAGAGGAAAAUUCUGGAAAGAACGAUUCAAAAAAGAAUCUGCACAAGGGUGCCAAGAAACUUGGUGCAGCCCAAGCUGCAUCUUGAGUUUGAUAUGAGAUUUUGUUUUUCUGUAGCUAUGGCUUGCUGAUUUUGAGAAUUCUCAGGUGUAUAUGUUCUCUUUACAGUUUACGAUGGCUGAAGUGUGGGAGGACAGAAGUACAAAUGACGCGGUGACUUUUUGUAUAACUAUAUCAUACUCCCUCCGUUUCUAAAUAUAAGUCUUUUAAGAUAUUUCAUUAUGAGUCUACAUACAGAGCAUAAUGAGUGAAUCUACACUCUAAAAUAUGUCUAUAUACAUCCGUAUGUAGUCCACUAGUGAAAUCUCUUUAAAGACUUAUAUUUAGGAACGGAGGGAGUACCUCGGUUGCGGCGGAAAUUGAAGCAAAACAAUCAACAUGAAAACGUCAUCAAUUUAGAAGAGGUCUCUCGUAAAUUGAUUUACUUGAACAUGUCUUUUAGUCC
Messenger RNA from Hordeum vulgare subsp. vulgare (domesticated barley), 3793 nucleotides. Its product is annotated as protein translocase subunit SECA1, chloroplastic. Gene Ontology annotation, molecular function: ABC-type protein transporter activity; ATP binding. The transcript is spliced from 20 exons. NCBI's taxonomy places the organism in Eukaryota, Viridiplantae, Streptophyta, Magnoliopsida, Poales, Poaceae. Gene Ontology annotation, biological process: protein targeting; protein import. Bases 185 to 3376 code for a protein of 1063 amino acids. The record is from RefSeq and is a predicted model, not a curated record. Gene Ontology annotation, cellular component: membrane.